Molecule: messenger RNA, 643 nt
Organism: Xenopus tropicalis (tropical clawed frog)
Lineage: Eukaryota; Metazoa; Chordata; Amphibia; Anura; Pipidae
Product: cocaine- and amphetamine-regulated transcript protein-like
Exons: 3
Coding region: 217-552 (111 amino acids)
Biological process (GO): adult feeding behavior; negative regulation of appetite; G protein-coupled receptor signaling pathway
Cellular component (GO): extracellular region
Molecular function (GO): neuropeptide hormone activity
Source: RefSeq, a predicted model, not a curated record
AAGUACAGGGAAGAGCGACUAAGCUGAUAAAGGGAAUGGAUACAUAUAAAGUGCUGAGAUUACUCUUGGGGUCUGUGAGACGGGGGGGGGGGGGGCAGUGGGACGGAUAUUUUGCAGAGAAACCUCCCCCCGGAGGAAUAUAAAGGGGGGCCUCAGUGGGCAGAGGUGAGAGGAGCUGUAUCGGCGCUGGCACUCGCACAUCUGAGCCAAGGAGAGAUGCCCAAGGUGAGGAGCCUGUUGCCCCCCGGGUACCGUGCCCUGCUGUUUGCCCUCUGUGUCUGUCUCCUUAUCAGGGGGGGGCAAGGAGAGGACUCGGGGCAGGAGUUGGCGUUGGAAUAUGAUACCCUGCCACCCAACAGCCUGGCUGCGGCACUGGAAGAGAUGUUGGACUAUAACCAAGAUAAAGGCAUCAGGCUCCAAAGAAGAGUCGGCCAACUUCCCUGGUGUGACGUGGGGGGGCGCUGUGCCAUGAAGCGGGGGCCCCGGAUCGGGAAGCUGUGCGACUGCCUGCGAGGGACAUCGUGCAAUUCCUUCCUGCUGCGCUGUUAUUAGCCAAUGGCUGAGCCCAGGCUUUCCCUUCUCGGAUGGCGCCCCCUGGCUGUAACCCCGUGUCUGUGUGUAAUGAAAAGAAAACCUGAAAGCA